GUAGCUCCUACGGGACCAUGGCUGGCCUUGUCCCAGCUUUAGGAGCACCAGCUUCAGAAUUGGGCUCAGGUUAGAAUUCUGGUUCUGCCACUUACCAUCUGUAGUUAAGACCAAAGACAUUGGGUUGGGUUCCUGCUUCCAUCAUGGACUUGCUGUGUGUCCUUGGACAAGUUAUUUAAACUCUCUGAACCUCUGUAUCCUCAACUGUGAAAGAGCUAGAGAAGCAGUUAAGCCCACCCCACAGGUAGAAUUGCAUGUCCACCUAGAUGGAGCCAUCAAGCCCGAAACCAUCUUAUACUAUGGCAGGCUGAGGGGGGUCCCCCUCCCUGCCGACACAGUUGAGAAGCUGCAGGAAAUCAUCGGCAUGGACAAGCCGCUCAGCCUCCCGGAGUUCCUGGAGAAGUUCAACUACUACAUGCCGGCCAUCGCGGGCUGCCGGGAGGCCAUCAAAAGGAUUGCCUAUGAGUUUGUGGAAAUGAAAGCCAAGGAGGGCGUGGUGUACGUGGAGGUACGCUACAGCCCACACCUGCUGGCCAACUCGAAAGUGGAGCCAAUUCCCUGGAACCAGGCCGAAGGAGACCUCACCCCCGACGAGGUGGUGGCCCUCGUGAGCCAGGGCCUGCAGGAAGGAGAGCGAGACUUUGGGGUGAAGGUGCGCUCCAUUCUGUGCUGCAUGCGUCACCAGCCCAACUGGUCCCUGGAGGUGGUGGAGCUGUGUAAGAAGUACAGGCAGCAGACCGUGGUGGCCAUCGACCUGGCUGGAGACGAGACCCUGAAAGGAAGCAGCCUCUUCGAGGGACACGUGAAAGCCUAUGAGGAGGCUGUGAAGAGUGACAUUCACCGCACAGUCCACGCAGGGGAGGUUGGCUCUGCCGAGGUGGUGAAAGAGGCUGUGGACGUACUCCAGACGGAGAGGGUGGGACAUGGCUACCACACUUUGGAGGAUGAGGCCCUUUACAACAGGCUGCGACAGGCGAACAUGCAUUUUGAGGUCUGCCCCUGGUCCAGCUACCUCACAGGCGCCUGGAAGCAGGGCACAGAGCAUGCGGUCAUUCGGUUCAAAAAUGACAAGGCUAAUUACUCACUCAGCACAGAUGACCCACUCAUCUUCAAGUCUACCCUGGACACGGAUUACGAGAUGACCAAGGACAUGGGCUUCACAGAAGAGGAGUUUAAGCGACUGAACAUCAAUGCAGCAAAGUCCAGUUUCCUCCUGGAACAUGAGAAGAGGGAGCUUCUGGAUCUGCUCUAUAAAGUCUAUAAGAUGCCACCUUUGGCCUCUGCAGCAGGGCAGCAUCCAUGAAGAUAUCGUGGCCGCCUCUCUGAGUCCCCAUCCUGUAGGUAGAGCCUUCGCAACUCGGGGAGGUUGAACGACACUCUUACCUUGACUCCAGGGAAGACUGUGGUUUCCAUAGUCAGCUGAUGCUCCUGAACGCUGUGUGUCCGCUUCUGUACAGAUGUAUACCUUGGUCGGCAUGGCCACCCCUCCGCCGCUGGUGACUGGAACCCCUCCUCCUAUGGUGACUUGUGCUAAAAAGCUAGUGCUUAAUAAAGAAGGCCUUGGCUGGUGUGCAA
Messenger RNA from Rhinolophus ferrumequinum (greater horseshoe bat), 1575 nucleotides. RefSeq names its product adenosine deaminase (gene ADA). Gene Ontology annotation, cellular component: external side of plasma membrane; cytosol. The record is from RefSeq and is a predicted model, not a curated record. The transcript has 12 exons. Gene Ontology annotation, molecular function: adenosine deaminase activity. The coding region runs from base 365 to 1303 and encodes 312 amino acids. NCBI's taxonomy places the organism in Eukaryota, Metazoa, Chordata, Mammalia, Chiroptera, Rhinolophidae. Gene Ontology annotation, biological process: hypoxanthine salvage; negative regulation of adenosine receptor signaling pathway; T cell activation.